Messenger RNA from Hibiscus syriacus, 969 nucleotides. RefSeq names its product protein SHI RELATED SEQUENCE 5-like. NCBI's taxonomy places the organism in Eukaryota, Viridiplantae, Streptophyta, Magnoliopsida, Malvales, Malvaceae. The record is from RefSeq and is a predicted model, not a curated record. Bases 95 to 769 code for a protein of 224 amino acids. Gene Ontology annotation, biological process: positive regulation of DNA-templated transcription. Gene Ontology annotation, molecular function: DNA-binding transcription factor activity; DNA binding. Gene Ontology annotation, cellular component: nucleus. The transcript has 2 exons.
UUUCUCGUCUCUUUCAAAUCUUGGCCUAAGUUUUUUAAACCCAAACAAGUGUCUCUGUUAUGGAAUAUUGGGUUUCAGCUUCCGAGUGUAACAAAUGGCAGGUUUCUUCAAUCUAGGUGAACGAGAAGAAGACAAAGAGGAGAACCUGAAUUUGUACAGAAGCCAGGAGAUGUGCAACAAAGGGUUCGAGAUAUGGCCAACGCAGCAUAAUAAUUCGUACCAACACCAAAACGUGAUCGCUCGAAGACCUACCGGCUUCAAUCUCUAUGACGAGUCGUCUUCCAGAGCUGUAGGGUUCACGGAUGUGAGAGAAGGAGGCAGCUGCUGCCAAGAUUGUGGAAACCAAGCUAAGAAAGACUGUUCCCAUUUGAGAUGCAGGACUUGUUGCAGAAGCCGAGGGUUUCACUGCCAAACUCACGUUAAGAGUACUUGGGUUCCUGCCGGUAAAAGGCGAGACCAGCAACAACAACAGCAGCAGUUUCGAGGAGAGAAUCAAGGGUUGGAACUGUUUCAGUUCCCUCCAGAAGUGAGCUCUCCAGCGGAUUUCCGUUGCGUGAAACUAAACGCCAUGGAAGAUAUAGAUGAUGACCAAUACGCUUACCAAACCGCUGUGAACAUCGGCGGGCAUGUAUUCAAGGGGAUUCUUUACGAUCAAGGCCCUGAAACUCGUGGCGGUGAAAGCUCUCAGGCUCAGCAACUCAAUCCUGAAACAAGAAUGCUUGAUCCUUUCAUUUCUGGCACGCAGUUCUUCCCACCAGAAAGUCCAUGAUUUACAGGCACGCAUGUAUGUACGUAUGUCUCCAAUGUUCUACUCUUUCUUGUUGGAGGAGAACCCUUUGGACCAAAACUUUGAUUUAGCUCAUCGUUAUCUUAUUAUCUCUGCUACUUUGUACUACGAGUUUGUAGUUUGUUUUAUGCUAACAAUCAUCGAAGUAGAAAGCAUACAAUUUGAAUGAGAAACCGAGUAUG